Molecule: messenger RNA, 2565 nt
Organism: Durusdinium trenchii
Lineage: Eukaryota; Dinophyceae; Suessiales; Symbiodiniaceae
Source: the annotation of a GenBank genome assembly
AUGCCUGCUUGCUUAGAGUGCCAUCCCGGAACUUUCCAAGAUGAAGAAGGCAAAACCGAAUGCAAGAACUGCAGACCUGGCCAUCAUGUGAAUGCCAGUGGGGCCACCGAAUGCAGAAGUUGCGCCGAAGGCAGCUAUGUGGACGCCAUCGGGUCACCUGUGUGCUACAAGUGCGAGGUCGGCACCUUCUCCGAGGAGCGAGGCAGUGACCACUGCAUCGAGUGUUCAGCGGGGACCACUGCAGAGAGGCGUGGCUUGACGCUUUGUUCUGACUGUGAGCCAGGCUUCUUCGCCGGGGAGGUCGGCUCGGGCGGCUGCGAGGCCUGCGAGCCAGGCACCUUCAGUGACGAGUAUGGGAUGUCGCUGUGCGAGCCUUGUGACGAAGGCUUCUUUUCAGAUAUGCAGGGCAUGACCUCCUGCAGAGAGUGUUACUCCACUUGGAUCCCAUUGACCUCCUCGAGCAAUGCAAACGCCUGCGUGGUGGAUGAAGAGGCGCUGGUGGGAUUGAUGCUCAUUGGGGUGGCCUUCACGGUCUUGUGGCUCUUAAUUCCAUCGCUCUUCUUCUGGCGUGUGGGCAUUGACGAUGUCUAUGUGGAAUCUGCGGGCGGACGGAAGCGCGUCAUCAUCCGGACGCGCAGCUCCCACUGGCUGUCCUUCUUCUCUCUCAGCCAGUGCCGCAAAAGAAAGCCAAGCAGGACGGUGAGCCCCAAGGUGAUCAACUUGGACCGAAUCGACUCGACGAAGACCGCUGGCACAGAAAAGUCCAUCACCUUGGAGAAUGCGGUGCACGUGUCAGUCAAGAACCGCGUGAUGGUGCCCGUGGAGUUUGCGCAGACCGGGCAUCCCUUCUUGGACACGCGUCCCAGCAAUCACGCCCAGGACUCAUGGUGGAUGAACACUGCUGCCGCCCGGGCGGUCCAAGCCGCACAUGAUUUGAUCGAGAAGGUGUCUGCGCUGAAGGCUGAGGAGCCGUGUGGGAAGAAAGGACGGCCUCAAGUCCAGCCGUUGACCAGGACUCACUUGCUUUUGCUCACGGCAGAUGGGAAGCCAGAGGAGCGGGUCAUCGAAACCUCCAUGGGCUAUCUCAGAAUCUAUUUCCCAACGACCUUGUUUCUUGUGGCGCCGCUGCAGAUUCCCAUGCUGGUGUGGCUUCUGCUUGCCUUCCUGCUGGUUUUGGUGCCUGUGGUCACUUUCCAAUUCGAGGCCAGAUUCGUCCUGGUGACCGCAGGGAUCGGUUUGUUGCUUGCCCUCUUCCUGGCACUCUUGGAGUGGCGGGUCACGCCACCUACCCUGCGGCACAUCAAGCUGAAGGACCACAGUAAAGAGCUCGAGAGAGCCAAUCCCUUUCCCCAGCGCUGUGAACGUGGACCUCAACGUGCAGUGCAAGCAGGUCAGUUGUGGCGCUUCUUCAUGAGCUUUGAGACCUUGAUCCGACAGCAGCGGAGCAUGUACUACGUGGUCUCCAACCUCUUGAUGCCGCUCACCUCACAAAAACGCUUGUCUUAUGCAGAGUUGGCAGGGUCCCACCAAGUGCUUUGGUUUGUCUCUCACUUCUGGGGCACCUCUUUCCGGCACUUCGUGCACUCGGUCCGGAAGCAUGCGGAAUCUGUGGCACCCUACUCGAGAGUGCCCUGGACAGAGCCCACGUACUGGAUUUGCAGCUUCAGCAACAACCAAUGGGAAGUGGAGGCUGAAGUGGGCAAGAGCUGGGACGAUUCCUCCUUCUUCAAGACCUUAAACUGUAGCGAUUGUUUGGGGACCGCGAUGAUCUUAGAUGAUGAGGCAAUGCCCCUGACUAGAGCCUGGUGCUUGUUCGAGGUCUUGCAGACCAAGGAGAUCCAAAACAAGCGGCCCGACUUCGAAGGCCUUUGGCUUUGUACCUCCACGGGGGUGCUGCAUGAGGGGAAGGCGGGGGUGGACGUGGCCUUGCACCUGGCGAAGCGCUUGAGCAAUCUGCGUUUGGAGGAUGCGACCGCAUCCGUGCAGAAGGACAAGGACAUGAUCGACCACUUGAUCUCCCAGAUGCCCGGAGGCUUCGAAGCCAUGAAUCGCUUCGUCAAAAGCAACAUCGCCGAGGCUUUGCGGCACAUGAACACCGCCUUCAAGAAGGAAUUUAAUCAAAUCAUGAGCUCGCUGGGUGAAGAACCCACCAGUCAAGCGAGCGACGCCAACGUGUUGGCAUCCACCUCCAGCUGGGAACGCCCCGAAGAGAGCCGAUUCCUGGAGGAGGUAGUGCGGGAUCAGAGGAACAUGUACCUGAAACUCUUCCACCUUCCAGAGUUUGGGCCCUUGAGCGGCGAUGACAUCUUUGAGAAGGUCACCUCCGUGUGCAUCGGCACUGGACGCUUCCUGCGGGCCAUGCUGGUGCCAGCUUUGGCGGAAGUGGGCGGGGAGAUCAUUCUGGCGAGGGAGCUCAAGGAGGGCAUUAUGAUUCUAGCGCCAGAAAGAACAAUCCACACUCAACAGUGGAUGACCAGUGACCGGGUGAUGCUUUUGAAGGUCAAAGGCCGGGCUGCACUGCACACGUUCUUUCACGGUGCUCAAGACACAGAUCACGCAGCCUGA